Manacus vitellinus (golden-collared manakin) is the source of this 1926-nucleotide messenger RNA. Its product is annotated as endogenous retrovirus group K member 8 Gag polyprotein-like. The transcript has a single exon. Gene Ontology annotation, molecular function: nucleic acid binding; zinc ion binding. Gene Ontology annotation, biological process: viral process. The record is from RefSeq and is a predicted model, not a curated record. Bases 1 to 1926 code for a protein of 641 amino acids. Lineage: Eukaryota; Metazoa; Chordata; Aves; Passeriformes; Pipridae.
AUGGGGCUCACACUUUCCACCUCCCAGAAGUUUGUUUACCGUCACCUUAAAGACUUUGUUAUUGAGCAUGGCCAUCCACUCGACAAAAAAUCAGCUAAAGCGCUCGCCAGGUGGUUAGACCGCCAAGGCUGCACGAUAACAGAUGACAUCGGAUUGGAAAGGUGGCAAGCCUUAGGCUACAACCUCUGGCGAGGUGGCGAUAAGGGCGACAGAACCGCUAAAGAAGCACUCAUAGCGUGGAGGCUUGUUCUGAUGGUGCUACAGCACCAAAUGAUGAACAAGAACAUCAGCCUCCCUAAAGAGAAAACAGAGCACACGAAUCAAGACACCGACCGCAAAGGCACACAAAAUGGUGGGCGGGAGAUGAACAGUGAGUCACAAGAUGGCAGGAGGGUGCGAAAAAGAGGAUCGCGACGAUCAAAAAAUGGCGUCGAGGAGGAGGGACCCCGGGACCGCGCAGAGAAAAGGCGGGAGGGAGAACCGCGUGAAAGAUCGGCGCGGGAAAAGAGGAGGCUGGCCCCUGUAGCUCCACCCUCUGGGCCACCUCCGUCUCCACCUACACGUCGCGUGAGAAGCCCCUCCCCCGACACACCCUCAACCACGCCUACUUCCACCAGUCCCAUCUCCUCCCCCGAUGUGUCGCCCUCCAGGAAGGGGCGGGAAGCAGUGGGCGGGGCAAGGGCAAAGGUCAAAGCUUCCUUCCACCAAGAUGGCCGCUCCCAUAGGCCGCGUACCACCAAGGCCUACCCCGCCUGCCGCGACUUAGAAUCUGAUUGUGACUGGGCGCCGCGCUCCCCUGAAAGGCAACUUACAGCUCCAGACAUCUGGAAAGCCUUCAGGGAGGAAGCAGCAAGCGCAAAAGACACUGAAUUCUUAAGAGCUUUCCCGGUGUACUUUGAAGAGGGAAAGGCCCCUGAAUGGAGGCCAAUCUCAUAUCCAAUGUUAAAGGAUAUUAAGAAAGCAAUCAUGGAAUACGGGUUGGGGGCUCCGUUUACUAUUGGCUUAUUGGAGUCCUUCUUCCUAGCUAAUACCCUCAUACCCUAUGACAUUCGGGCUGUAAUUGGGGAAUUGUUUACCACGGUACAGGCCUCCGUGUUUGAGGCUGAAUGGAAAAAGCGGAUUGUGACGUUUGUGAAUGAUAAAAUGGAGAGAAGGGGAAUCCCUGUCAGGCAAGCGGUGGACAUGCUUUAUGGGGAAGGGAAUUAUUCUAGCAGAAGGGAUCAAACUCGUCUCGACCCUAAAUUAUUAAAUGUAACAAAAGAAUUGGCAUUAGAAGCCGUGAAAAGAGUGGCUGAUGCAUAUGUGCAAACGCCCUCUUUCACUUUAAUUAAUCAAGGCACAAAAGAACCAUUCGUUGAAUUCAUAACUCGGCUAAAGGAAGCUAUUGCUAGGCAAGUCCACCAAAAGGAAAGCCAAGAAAUUUUAUUUAAUAAAUUGGUAAUAGAAAAAGCUAAUGAGGACUGCCAGCGAGUUUUAAAGAUGUUAAAAGAUCCCACUCUGCUAGAAAUGAUCGACGCAUGCAAGAACAUCGGAUCCCAUGCCCAUAAAGCAUGUCUGAUGGCUGCUGCCUUUACGGGUCCCCAACAUUGCUUUGGGUGUGGUGAGAAAGGGCAUUUCCGCAAACAUUGUCCCAAGCUAACAACAGAACCAGGUUUACCCAAGACUCUCUGUCGUAGGUGCGGGAAGGGACGCCAUUGGACUUCGAGCUGCCGCUCGAUGACCAAUGUCAAUGGCGAACCCCUUUCCCCUAAGAGGUCACCCAAAUUACAGAAAAGGGUCACUUUUUCCUCUCUGCCAGAUUUAAGACCGUGUUCAUGCGAGCCGUCGGGAAACGGGGAGCAGAGCGCCCAGGGGGGCACGAUGACACAAAUUGCCCCCCACUCGCGCUCCAUCCUGCGCCAGCCAUCGCGUCCAGCUACCCCGUAA